Messenger RNA from Acipenser ruthenus (sterlet), 7332 nucleotides. RefSeq names its product adhesion G protein-coupled receptor G6 (gene adgrg6). Gene Ontology annotation, molecular function: laminin binding; G protein-coupled receptor activity. Gene Ontology annotation, cellular component: membrane. The coding region runs from base 301 to 4080 and encodes 1259 amino acids. Gene Ontology annotation, biological process: heart trabecula formation; myelination in peripheral nervous system; adenylate cyclase-activating G protein-coupled receptor signaling pathway. The record is from RefSeq and is a predicted model, not a curated record. The transcript has 26 exons. Lineage: Eukaryota; Metazoa; Chordata; Actinopteri; Acipenseriformes; Acipenseridae.
UAAUUACGUUCUGUACCAGUUUCAAGCAUCCAAGUGAAUCAGAAGAGCAGGUCCGCAACAAAAAAGAAUAAAGGUGUGCUCAUUUAUCACGGGUUUUUUUUUUCCACGGGCUGGCUUCAUGCCCACUGAAAGACUUGGUUUACAAGAAAGAAAUCCCACAAAGUUUUAAAAACGUAGUUUCUGUAGUCGACACUUAAAAAGUUUCCAGCGUUUUUGAAGGCUGAAAAAUCUGCUUGGGCUUGGCAGAGAACUGAAAGAAUGUUUCUCAAAAGACAGCGUGCAGUGCAACAAUAGAGAAAGAUGUCCCACACCAGUGGUUUAUGGUGCAGUCAUUUGAGAUGGAAGUUUCAAAAUGUUUUCUAUCUACUGGUUUUGUUAAUGUGUGUACAGCAUACAGCUGUACUGGGUUGUCGGGUUGACUGCAGGAAAGUUCUCACCUCUUCAAACGGAGUCUUUACUUCACCGUGCUACCCAAGCGAGUAUCCCAACAGCCAGGCUUGCAAGUGGACCCUUCAGGCCCCAGCAGGAUAUAUCAUACAGAUAACAUUUCUUGACUUUGAAAUAGAAGAAGCACCUCAGUGUAUCUAUGACCAUGUCACUGUAAGCAGUGGAAAAGAUGAUGUCAGGUUUUGUGGUAUAACAGCCAAUGGUUUAACACUGAACUCCACUGGAAAUGUAAUGAACGUGUCCUUUACAACAGACUUUAGCGUCCAAAAGAAAGGCUUCAAAAUCAGCUACAAGCAAGUUGCAGUGUCCCUGAGGAAUCAGAAGUUAACGCUUAAUAAAAAAGAAUAUGUGUCAACUGCAACAAGUGUAACCAUUCCAAAUCUUGAACAGUUUACUGUCUGCUUUGAAGCAACCAAAUCUAUCAACAGCAAAGAAAACUGGACUCUCUUUUCAUAUAAAGAUGCUUCCUCCACAGAAGUGCUUACUUUUGGAAAGUCAGAGUCAACCAUUGCCUUAACUGUGCUUGGCGCUAAUUGUGACCUGAGUGAUGCAGUACCAGACAUUGUGUUAUUCUCCAAGGAUAUGCAGCUGUUUUGUCUCACAUGGGAUGGCACAACAGGUUAUAUAGCUAUAUCUACUGGAAAUAAUUAUGAAGAUGUUGAAUGCCCAGCAUCUAAAUAUAAAGUGAUUCCUAGCAAUGGGGUGUUUUCACUUGGCACUAGUCACAGAAACCAUGAUUCUUUUACUGGAGACAUUUACAACUUCCGUCUUUGGAAAUCAGCCAUGAGUACAGACGUGCUUUUAGCUCUUACCUGUGAUGAAAAAGGUGACGUCAUAGAUUGGAAAAGUGAUUUCUGGAAUAUCGCAGCUUCUUAUUUAACGACAGAUGAAAACCUGAGCUGUGUUUGUUACCCAAGUUGCAAAUUAACAACAGCUACCCCAUCUAGUGGUACCUCUUUAACUUCAUCGGCUCCAGUGCCAACAGCUAGCUGUUCAUCAUCCGGACUCGGUUGUCCAGAAACAUUAACUUCUACAACAUCCAUUGUCACCACCACUAACAUGAUUGAUACUAAUCCAACCGUCACUGAAGGAGUUUUCUACAGAAUUUCCUUUGUUGUGUAUGAGAAUCAGGACCACACAGCUGCUUUGGCCGUGGAGCAGUUUGUAUCAGCUUGGCUCAACCAAACAUUUCAAAACUGGACUUACCCUGUUUAUGUAGCUAAUGUCAGUGUUCAGCUAAGCAAUGGUGUGCGCACCAAACAUGUAAGAAGUGCAACAGAAAGAUACAUCUGUCAAGCAUUGCUUGUUCACAAAUAUGCAAAUGAUAUUCUUCUGCUAGAGGAAAGCAUUCAAAGCAGGCUGGUAAAUAGCCAGUCAAUAGGAGGCGGGUUAUUGUUAGACACUGUGGCUGUGCACCCAGUUGAAAACUGCAAUACAGAAGAAAAUCUGUUUUAUUAUAAGUGGCCUGAAAGUAGACCAACAGUUACCCGAUUCCUGCCAUGCUUUCCAAACAAAGCUUUGAAGGCAUCAAGAACAUGCAUGUUAAAUUUGCAGAAUUAUACUUCUUAUUGGGGCUCAGUGGAUCUUAGCAACUGCACAGGGGACAUUGAUAGCAUUGCAGUAUCUGCAGAAAAUGCUGCAGAUGUAGCCACCCAGCUUGCAGAUAUAACAGACCGUGAACUGACAACAGAAGAAGUAACAAAAAUUGUCACAAAGCUAAACCAGAUCAUCAGUGUGGCCAAAAUUAAUGCCUCACUGGCUUCAAAAGUUGUGGCAGUCUUUUCCAAGGUCUUAACUAGCUCUGAUACAGCUUUAGCAGCCUCUUCACCUUUGGCACUGAAAACGGUGGAUGAUCUGGCACGGAAAAUAAUUUUCACUGGCCCAUCACUGAGCAUCACCUCCAAGAAUCUAGCCUUAGGAAUUGCUGCACUAAACUCUAGCAUUUUCAAUGGAACAUCUUUCAAUGCAGCACUUCAAACCAAUGCUUCAGAUAUCCAGGUCAGUUUUGAAUCAGAUCAGGGCAGUGCAUUGGCUUCAGUGAUUCUGCCAUCAACUUUGCUGAACAAUUUAAGUGAAACAGAAAUUGAUACUGUUUCACGGAUACAAUUUACGUUCUAUAGCAAAACAGGAUUGUUCCAGGAUCAGAAAAAUAAUGGACUUUCUUUAAGCAGUUAUGUGGUGGCUAGCAGUGUUGGAAAUGCUUCAAUAAGCAACCUUCAGGACCCUGUCAAGAUACAAAUCCAACAUACACACUACCAGACCAAGCCAAACCCUGUAUGCGUUUUCUGGGAUUUUGCUCUACAAAAUGGCAGUGGUGGGUGGAAUGCAGAUGGUUGCACUGUGAGCUCUGAAUCAAACGGAAGCAAAACAGUGUGCUUAUGCAAUCACCUCACUCACUUUGGGGUGUUAAUGGACAUUUCAGGAGCUGCAGCUCAGAUUGAUGCAAAGAACACAAAGAUUCUGACCCUCAUCACAUACAUUGGAUGUGGCAUUUCUGCAAUAUUUUCUGCAGCCACGCUUCUUACCUACAUAGCUUUUGAAAAAUUACGUCGAGACUACCCGUCCAAAAUCCUAAUGAAUCUAAGCACUGCUCUACUCCUCCUCAACAUGGUUUUCCUGCUAGAUGGCUGGCUGGCCACAUUUAAAAUUGAGGGUCUCUGCAUUGCAGUUGCAGUCUUUCUCCAUUUCUUCCUCUUAUCUUCUUUUACCUGGAUGGGUCUGGAGGCGGUUCAUAUGUACAUUGCGCUAGUUAAAGUCUUCAACACUUACAUUAGGAGGUACAUCCUCAAAUUCUGCAUUGUUGGAUGGGGUCUUCCUGCUGUUACAGUAGCUGUUGUUGUUGCCAUUGACAGAAACUUUUAUGGCAAACAAUAUUAUGGAAAAGGGGAAAAUGGAGAAGGAUCCUCUGAAUUCUGCUGGAUUAAAGACAAAGUUGUUUUCUACGUAACCUGUGUGUGUUACUUUGGAAUCGUUCUCCUCAUGAAUGUCGCCAUGUUUAUUGUGGUGAUGGUUCAGAUUUGUGGGAGGAAUGGGAAGAGAAGUAACCGCACUUUGAGGGAAGAGAUUCUCCGUAACCUACGCAGUGUCGUCAGUUUGACCUUUCUACUGGGCAUGACCUGGGGCUUCGCCUUUUUUGCAUGGGGCCCUGUGAACCUCGCCUUUAUGUACCUCUUUGCAAUUUUCAACUCAUUACAAGGUUUAUUUAUAUUUAUAUUUCACUGUGCUUUGAAAGAAAAUGUUCAGAAGCAGUGGAGAAGAUACCUUUGUUGUGGCAGAUUCCGUCUGGCAGAUAAUUCAGAUUGGAGUAAGACAGCCACCAACAAUACAAAGAAAGUCAGCUCUGAUAACCUAGGAAAAUCCUUAUCAUCUAGCUCCAUUGGAAACAGCUCCACCAACUGGACGUCCAAAUCCAAAACCAUUCUAAAUCCAUUUGCAAAACGAAACAAUAACACAGGUAACGUUUAUGGCGACCAGACUAGCAUAAAAUCUGGUCAGUCAGAAGGGGACCAGACAUCCAUCAUUCCUGUACAUCAGGUCAUUGACAAGGUUAAAGGAUACUGCUCUGUGCGAUCUGAUAACUUCUACAAGAACAUAAGCAUGUCAGACAGCUUCAGCCACAGCACCAAGUUCUAGUAACUCUUACAAAACAGAUGUAGCAGCUUAAUGUAAAUUUAAAAAUGUAAAUGAAAAGAAAGGGAAACAAAUCAUACAUUACUAAAUAGUGUGUAAGUAGCAUGAAUAUACAGUAGCAUGUUGUGUUUUUUUUUUUUUUGGUUUUGUUGCAUUUUAAAUAAGUAUUAUUUUCUGUUUCCCAGUAGGUGUAUUUCAUAUACAGGUAACUGGUAUUUGAUGUAUGAAAUGUUUCCUCUAACUGCUGCCUUCCUAGCUGCCCUGGUUAAUGUUCCCUUAGAAACCGGGAGCUCAGUACUCUUGUAAAAACUGAGAAACAAAAGAGAAAAAUAUUUGGAAAUUGGUAAAAAAAAAAGGUUCAGAUUGAUUCAAAACGACAGAACUGCAAUCGACACGGACGUGUUGUUAUUGCACUCUUUUUAAAGGAAGCGGCUUUCAUUUGAUCUCUUCAGCGGUUUUGUUUGUGAACUUUUUUGUCUGAUUGCUAAAAAGGAAUUUUGUUUUUCGUAAAAGGAUUUUUAAAAUGUAUUUCGUUUUUGUGAUUCAUCCUUUUUCAUUUAUUUAAUCUAUUGUUCUCCGUGGCUUUAUUUAUUUACAAAUUCCUUCCUACAAAAAAGGAAUGUAUCCACUGUGACAGUUUAAAUUGCAACAAAUUGUGUAGAUUACAACCAUUUUCUGGCACUACGGUUAUUUGGUUCCGAUUUGCUGGAAAUACAACCUGGUUUUAAAUGGUUAUAUUUACUUUUGAGAUAAUGAGGAAUAACAAAACUAAGUGCCAGUGUUUGGUCCACCAUGUUUAAACAGCAAUAGCAUUUUACUUUCUAACAAACUGUUUUAUAUUUCAAUGUAUCAGGUUAUGUAAAGGGAUAUACCUUUAUAUUUUGGCAGUACAUUUUGUCCCAGUGUACAUUUUCUCUAUUGCAGGGUUUUCCAUAACAACAUGCAUUUUUAUGCUUUAUUUUUAAAAUGUAUUUUAAUGUUUUGAGGAAUAGUUGAGAUAAGCAUAAAAAAUGAACCUGUGCCAGAUUAUCAUAUCACAUGAAUUUGUGUUUUAGAAAUGUGCAUAUAUAUAAAUGAUCUUCUGGUAGCAUUGUAACCCUAUGCCCAAGUCAAGCCUGUGACCAUAUUUACAAAUACUUCACUAGGUUUAGGAAGUCUACUAGAUGAAGUAAAAACAUUUUGCCCAGGUACAUUAGGAUAGUACAGUAAAUUGAUGCUUAAGACUUGUAUUAUUAUUAUUAUUAUUAUUAUUAUUAUUAUUAUUAUUAUUAUUAUUAUUUCAAAUUGUGAAGUUUGCUUGUUAGUAACUUGCUUUAUGUAUUAAUUUGCUUUGGAAAGAAUAUGCUUUCCCAACACUUUCAGAAUUAUUAUUUGUGGGGGUGAGUGAGAAAAAAUGUGUAAAAUGUAUUUUAUGAAAUGCCUAGAAAUAACCUUAUGCAGGUUAAUAUCAUUUUAGCUUCAACUGUACAGGGCAUUCUAAGUUAAAGUGGUUUUACUACCAUGUAGUAAUGUUUGGAAAUAUCUGUGCAUCGGUGUCUGCCUGCUUUGUAACGCUUUGCUAUUAAAAUAGCUACAGUUGUUCAUAUUUAUUUAUUCGUUAUUGUCAAAUGUCUGAAAUAUGUGAAAGCUUUUCUAGUGUCUUUUACUUUUGUAUUGUUUUUAGUAUCCGUCCUACAUUGUAUAAAUGUAAAUUCUCUUGGGCGACAUGAGUAAAAAAAAAAAAGGAAACUUUUUUUUUUUAUGUAACCCUUAGAAUACGAGUCAUGUUCAAUAUAGUCAGACACUGAUUUCCCUGCUUCUGCCAUCCAGUGAACACUCAGUACUGCUGAAUUAAUAUUUGAUAUCGAAUUUCAGUUUACUUCUUUGUCCUGCUUUUAGUAUAAAUUUGUAAAAAUGUGUCAAGAGGUUUGGUAUUGACUUCAUUAGAAACAUAACCAGAAUGCAGUAUUCCUUCAAAUUUAAGACGCAGCCGAAAUUUCCCACCCUUAAUUUGAGGAAAAAAAUAAAACAUUAAAUAAAGCUGCAUUUACAAAGAUACAACCUCAGUUACGCAUAAAAGAAAGCGACAUAUAGUGGCAGUUUGCAGCCUUCUGCUGUCACACAGAGCAUUAGUUAUAUGCUGCUCAUUUCCAGUCGUGAUUACACACCUUUUUCUCCCUUUUUGUGAACUGUGGUAUUGCUUGGCAUGUCGAAAAAUACAGGGGGUCUGAUCAGCAUUUCCGAUCUGUCCAAGCUAGUACUGUUUGUUAGAAAUGCUGAAAUUGUAAAAGCUUCUCUUCGAAUUCCUUAGGAAGCUAAUGACGCUUCUUUGAAAAUGGCUGCCUGUAUGUCAUGGAUGAUUUGAGAUCAGGCAGUGAUGUCUUUGUUAGUCUUUUCUCAGCAGCCAGUCAUGUUGCUGUUUGUGUGCUCGAGUAUUCACAUCUUUUGUUGGCGAUUUUAAUACACACGUCACUAUACUCGAAUUUAAGACACAGAAAUUGGUGUUUCUUAAAUUUUAAGGAAUACGGUAUUCUAGAUUAAUGUCUGUUUCUCGGCAAUCAUACAAGGAACUGUAGACCCUAAGCACAAAGCUUUAGCUCAUGAGUUCUUUAAACAAUGCUUUUUAUGAAUACAAAUAAAAUAUUAAUUAAACUGUUCUAGACUGUUGGUAAAUGAUUUAAUAUCAGUCUAGAACAUUUUUAUAAAUAUCAAGCUAUAUUUCAUUCAUUAAAAAAAGCAUUUUAAGGGUUAACAGAAAAACAAGACAACAUGUAACAUUUUGGAAGGAAUGAUGUCAGUGCCAGUUGUAUGUGUUUUAUUCUUUGAAUGACAUUUUUAAAGUUAUUAUUUUAAAUAAAAGAUUUAAGCCAAACCAUUCUUGAACAUAUUUCAUAAUUUAUAUUUAUUUAUAAAAGAUCCUUGUAUAAACUGUACACUGUGGAUAGACAAUUCUGCUGUGAACUACAGUAACUGUAAUGAUCAGGCUGCGUAUGUAUAAUUCUUAAUGAAUAUCCCUAAUAAAUGAAUAUCCCUAAUUGAAAGAUGCAAUAGCUAUUCCAACAGUUAAAAUGUAUAUCAUGCCAGAUUUUACGGAGUUCAGUAGUGUAGGAUUGUAUCUGUUUUGUGCUUAUUUAGAUCUUUAUUUUUUUCUGUAAUGUUUGAUAUUUCUAAAAUAUUGUAAUCUGGUUCUCAAUGAGCAUACUAAACUGUACUGUGAUUUAUAUACUCACCUGGGCUUUUACUAAAAUUCCUAAAAUGAAUUUUUUUUUUUUUUUU